GAAUGGAUAUUAAUAGUCUUAGCUAUUGGACAACUCUCUCCGUGGGCAUCAAAAAUAUUAAAUGAUGGGGCGGCGUCUUCGAAAAAUGGCGAUCAUGAUCGUGACAUAUUUUACGGGGUUGUUGGUAUUAUUUUUGCAACUUUGCUAGGUCUUGCUGGUUGGGUCGGUAUGACUGCAUUGAUUAUUAGACUAGAACAUACGCAAUAUGCG
This is a messenger RNA of Racocetra persica, 210 nucleotides long. Lineage: Eukaryota; Fungi; Glomeromycota; Glomeromycetes; Diversisporales; Gigasporaceae. The record is from the annotation of a GenBank genome assembly.